GAGAAACAGAGGGGGUGUUAAAAAGGAGGAGGAGGAGGAGGAGAGUCUGAGAAAGAGCUUAAAAACUGUGAGAACUGCAGACGCUUCAGAGCGCAUGGAAAGAGCAGCCAGACUGGGAACAAAGAAGAUCAAGACAAGAGUUUAUUCAGCAUCAGAAAGAGAUGGCAUCCCCUAGCAGGAACCUGGCUUUUCUUCUUCUUUUCAUCUUACAUCUAAUUGACUCCCAAAUCUUUGCUCACAGUUCUACAUCCUCCCCACCCAUUACCCGUAAAAGGAUCAUAAUACUAACUGACCCUGGCUUAGAAAUUGAUGAAGGUGAUUAUGAUGAUGGCUUUCCUCCUGAAGUGGUGACCUCUCAAAGAAGUCCCCGUUUGUCCAGUGUGAACCACUGUCAGUAUGACCCCUGCUUGGAGAAUCAGGAGCCCUGCGAGAGUCUGAAGGCUAAAACUGGGUGCAUGUGCCCUGGGAAGAGUGGUGAGGACAUGGUUCCUCAUGCUCCACGCAUCCAAGCACUGCAGCCGAUCACUGAAGGAGAAAACAGAGGACAGAUAGUAGUGCAAUGGUGUGCUCCCAACUCAGCUGUUUCCACCUAUAAAGUGACUAUAGAAGGAAGUGAGGUUACAAUUUUUAAGGAAAAUCAUCGACGAGCUUUGGUGAGAUCUUUGGAGGUGGGGACGAAGGUUUGUGUGGAAGCAGUGAACAGCGCCGGGACCAGCAGUCCUACAGACUUCUCCUGUAAGAGAUACGAACGACCCGAAUCUUCCGACCACAAACUGCUGGCUGGGGUCAUAGGAGGAGGAGUCGCCUUCAUUCUUAUUCUCCUUAUAGUAGCUAUAGUGCUCUGUAGAAGACAAAUGUGUCGAAAAGCAAAACGGGAAUCUGUCGUUGGAUCAUGAAACCCCUCCUAGAAAUCAGAAAGAGCAUCAUGAUCCAGACAAGAGGAAUGUGGAGAGUUCAGCCAAACUCAUUAAAAAGAAAAGAUCAAUAGUUUUUUUUGUGUGUGUCUUAUACUAAAUACAUUCGUUAAACUUCUGUCUCGAGGAGUCUACAGAAAAUAAUGCAAAAAAUUAGCGGUAUCUGUUGUUUUGGUGUUAGUGUUACAGGUUUGUUUGCAGGCAAAUUAACCUUUGUAGAUUAAAUUUAAAGCAUGUUGUUGUUUUACAGCUUAACUUACAUAAUAACUGUGUUGUUGUGGAAUUCUGUCAUAAAUAGUUUUAAUAAAACAUAUUUUUUUAUGAAAAAC
This is a messenger RNA of Cyprinodon tularosa, 1243 nucleotides long. Its product is annotated as leucine-rich repeat neuronal protein 4. The record is from RefSeq and is a predicted model, not a curated record. The transcript is spliced from 2 exons. Bases 162 to 896 code for a protein of 244 amino acids. NCBI's taxonomy places the organism in Eukaryota, Metazoa, Chordata, Actinopteri, Cyprinodontiformes, Cyprinodontidae. Gene Ontology annotation, molecular function: protein binding.